Osmerus eperlanus (European smelt) is the source of this 3021-nucleotide messenger RNA. It is a transcript of the gene grna, whose product is annotated as granulin a. The coding region runs from base 146 to 2506 and encodes 786 amino acids. Gene Ontology annotation, cellular component: extracellular region. The transcript has 14 exons. The record is from RefSeq and is a predicted model, not a curated record. Lineage: Eukaryota; Metazoa; Chordata; Actinopteri; Osmeriformes; Osmeridae.
AGCCGGCUGCUUCAAUGAUCAAGAGCUGUAAAGGGGCGGUCCGCGUAGGCUACACUAUAAUAUACAGGCUAUUUUGGUUGAGCAACCUCAUUGACUCAAUUGCAACACUUUCGCUGUACAGGACAACAGCGCUUGACUUACAAAGAUGCAGACGAGGCUGGCCCUGUGCGUGGCCCUGCUAGCCCUGGCCCUGGCUUACCAGUGCCCUGACGGGGGGGAGUGUCAGGGGGGGGCCACCUGCUGCCAAACCCCCACACACGGAUACGAGUGCUGCCCGCUGCAUCAAGCGGAGUGCUGUGGAGAUCACAAGCACUGCUGUCCUGAAGGCACUAUCUGCCAGGUGGACGAGGCCAGGUGUGUCAACGCCACAGUCUCUCUGCCGUGGGUGGAGAGACGUCCUGCCAAACCAUCGGGACUGUCGAAAUCGUUCAGGAUGAUCUGGUCCCACCCCGGGGACGAGGAUGAGGACGUGUGUCCUGACGGGUCUCACUGCCCCGCGGAGUUCUCCUGUCUGGAGGCUCUCAGGGGCUACGGCUGCUGUCCCCUGGCCCAGGGUGUUCCGUGUGUCGAUGGGAAGCACUGCUGUCCGGAGGGUCACCAGUGCAGUGCAGACGGCCGGUCCUGUGUGGAACAAAGAGCCCAGAUGGUCUCCUCGGUGAUGUGCAGUGACCAGAUGACAGAGUGUCCAGAUGACACCACCUGCUGUGCCAACCCAGACGGAACCUGGGGGUGCUGUCCAGGCCUCAAGGCCGUGUGCUGUGCGGACAACAUCCACUGCUGCCCAGAAGGAACCACCUGUGACAUCCAGCAAGCCAAGUGUUUGUCCUCAGACAAACAUGUGGACAUGUGGGCCAAGUCACCCGCCAGAGCGCGGGCACCGUGGGAGAACCAGAAAGCAUUUAAAGGCUGUUGCCUUUCAGACGAGGCCACGGGGAGGGUUCCUGCACCUCCGCAGAACGGUGCUUCUGGCACGAAUGUUCCCUGUAAUGACUCUGUGUCCUGUCCUGAUGGAACUACCUGCUGCAAAACUCCGGAAAAGUCCGGAGGCUGGGCAUGCUGCCCCCUAGUGGAGGCAGUUUGCUGCAGCGACUUCAUCCACUGCUGCCCAAAGGGAACGACCUGCGACGUGGGCGCUGGAACCUGCAGCGACCCCCUGGGCCCUGGGUCCGUGCGCUGGGUGGAGAAGACCCUCCCCAUGCCCAGGAAGGUGGAGCAGCGAGCGGAAAACGUGACGUGUGACUCCAGCCACAGCUGUCCAGACCAGACCACCUGCUGCAAGACAGCCGAGGGAGAUUGGGCCUGCUGCUCUCUGCCAAUGGCCGUCUGCUGUGAGGACCACGAGCACUGCUGCCCUCAGUUCACCACCUGUGAUCUGGCCACCCACACCUGCAGCGGAGCCUGGGGGGCGGUGCCCAUGGUGAGGAAGGUGGGUGCUCUCACCACCCCCAGCCCCACCACUCCUGCGGAGGCUGAGGAGGAGGAAGAGGAGGAGGAGGAGGGAAGGGUCCAGUGUGACCCUCACACCAGCUGCCCCAAGCUCACCACCUGCUGCAUGAUGAGCUCAGGCCAGGGGUGGGGCUGCUGCCCUCUUCCUGAGGCUAUCUGCUGUUCUGACGGAGACCACUGCUGUCCCGCCGACUACAAGUGUAACGAGGGCUCCACCUCGUGCUCCAGGGGGGCCGUGGUGAUCCCCUGGUACAACAAGCUGCCGGCCGAGGCUCAACACACCGGCCCUGCGUCUUCUUCUGUGAGGUGUGACGCCAACAACAGCUGCCCCGAGGGCGCCACCUGCUGCCAGCUCUCAGCAGAGCGCUGGGGGUGCUGCCCCCUGAAGGAGGCGGUGUGCUGCCUAGACCAGGAGCACUGCUGUCCGCAAGGCUACAGCUGCAACUUGCUCUCAAGAUCCUGCCAGAAGCUCAUCUGGCAACAAUUUCAAACAUUACCCCUGACUAGUGUGUCCCUGCCAGAGCCCCAGCCUCAGCCCCAGACCCAGACCCAGCCUCAGCCCCUGCCUCAGACCCAGCCUCAGACCCUGCCUCAGACCCUGCCCCAGACCCUGCCUCAGACCCUGCCCCAGACCCUGCCCCAGACCCUGCCUCAGACCCUGCCUCAGACCCUGCCUCAGACCCAGACCCUGCCCCAGACCCUGCCUCAGACCCUGCCCCAGACCCUGCCCCAGACCCUGCCCCAGACCCUGCCCCAGACCCUGCCUCAGACCCUGCCUCAGACCCAGACCCAGCCUCAGAUCCUGCCCCAGCCCACUACCCCACAGGAGAAGGGUAUAUAUUGUGCUAAAUCCUACAGAUGCAGGGAUGGAGAGACAUGCUGCAAGACCAGCACCACGUGGAGCUGCUGUCCCUUACCCAACGCUGUGUGCUGUGGAGACAUGAAGCACUGUUGUGACUCUGGCUACACCUGCGGAGAGGGGGGCAGCUGCACCCAGUCCCCAGGGCUGAGCUGGGACGACUGGCGGCUGGUCUUCACCAACAGGAAGAGAGCACUGUGAAGACCGGCUCUGCGUGCUGGCUCUGACCGGCUCUGACCGGCUCUGACCGGCUCUGCCUGUCGAUCCACAACUCUGACCCCCUUUUUAUGCUUUUGCACUAAUCAAGAGUUGCUGUUACAAUCAAGUUGUACAUUUCCUCAGGGUAAAAGAAGGGAUGUUGGUUUAAAGGGGGGUUUUCUUGCACUGUUGUCUGUGGUCCAUGCUUAGGCCUGCCUGUCACACACUAUUUUAGUUGGGAUAGUGCAAACGCAUUUUUUACAUGUUUCCAACUAUGUUGUAAAAAUUGGUUAUUUGUAUUGUUAAUUUGUAUUGUUACACAUUUGAUUUGCCUUCUGAUUUACAUUUUGUUUAAUUGAUAAAAUAAAUUAAAUGUAUGUUCGGGCAAAAACUAUGGGGUUGCUUUAAAUGUCGAUUAAGAUUAGGCUAUGAAAUACUGAAACUGUAAAGGACUGUAAAACUGGUUAUCACUGUUAAUUUGACACGAAUAAAGAGAAAUUCCUCUAUAUGUAUAAGAA